Cannabis sativa is the source of this 411-nucleotide messenger RNA. RefSeq lists its product as uncharacterized. The record is from RefSeq and is a predicted model, not a curated record. The transcript has a single exon. NCBI's taxonomy places the organism in Eukaryota, Viridiplantae, Streptophyta, Magnoliopsida, Rosales, Cannabaceae. Bases 1 to 411 code for a protein of 136 amino acids.
AUGUAUACUGGGAAGGAAGAUCCCUUAUCCCACCUUAAGUAUUUUGAGAUGCAAAUAGACCUUCAAGGAGUACGAGGAGAUGUAUGUUGCAGAGUUUUUCUUGCCACCCUUUCAGAAGCCGCCCAACAGUGGUAUUUCAAGUUGGCACCCAGAAAAAUCAGCUCAUGGAAGUCUUUCUCCUCGGAGUUCCAUGCACAAUUCUCCUCCUCUCGCCAACUUCCGUUGGACCUAGGAGAUCUGGUCAAAGUAAACCAAAGACUAGGAGAGCCUCUCCGAGCCUACAUAAACAGAUUCAUGAUGGAGGCGACUAAGGUUUCUCGGGUAACCGAGGAUAGAAAGUUGUCCCCAAUACUAGGGGGCAUUGAAGUCCUUAGUGAGCUUUGGAAGGACAUAGGAAGAACGGACCAGUAG